UUUGUUGCUUUGUUUGCUGAUAUAUUCCAAGCAAGCGUUGGCUUGCUGCUUCGCAGUUUUUCAGGAGCUGACUAUACAGCGUAGUUUUAGGUUUUGGGGUUCUGGGGAUAGUCGCGACAGUAGAGCUGGUGUGAGCUCGGUUUACUUGCAGUCCGUGGGGCUGUAGGGGACAGUUUUUAGGCUAUUUUUGUUUGCGUGAGAGUUUCUGUGAGCAAGGGUUGCUUUCUGGCCUUGCUCUUGCGUUAUAUGUCUGUGGUCUACAGGUAAUGGGGCGACAUUCGAAUCUUCGAAGUGGCAGAGGGUUUUCGGUGUGGUUGCUAGAGCUUUAGAAGCGAGGACGUUUCUUUUUUCAGACGUUUUCGCCAGGUUUUUGUUGUCGCGCGUGCUCUUCUGCUCUCUGCCCGGCUACCAAGGAUUAGGGCAAUAUAUAACGGACACGGCAGCGGCAUAAUUCCAUUGAUGUAUUAAAUUUAAGUGUGCUGGAAUAGGGCUGGUGGUGAAAUUGCUAUGAUAGCUGGCAACGAGUUGAUGCUGGAACCCAAGGCUGGAUUUUGAAAUUACAGUUUUGGACGGUAGAGAUUGAGAGGGAUGGGGCUAGAGCAGGGAGGAUGGCAGCAACAGCCCACUACGAACAACGAUUUGGAGCGCCUGGCGAGCGUCAUGAAAGCUGUAGAACAGGCUUGUGCAGCACUUCAGGAUCCAAGUUCUAGAGCUGCUGCCGAGGCGACAUUGCUUGCAUUUCGAAAAUCAUCUCAACCAACACCAGCAUGCCAAUACAUCCUAGAACACUCGCAAAUGGCCACAGCAAGGUUUCAAGCAGCAGCUACAAUGCAGGAAGCUGCUAUCCGGGAGUGGCCCUUACUCACAGCAGACGAGAGGAGCAACCUGCGAACAUAUUGUCUACAUUAUGUGAUGGCGAGAGCUGAUGCUGCAGAAGCCUAUGUUCAAAUGAAGGUUUUAUCAGUAGCCGCUGUGCUGUUGAAAAGAGGCUGGUUGGAGUCUGUUGCCACGGAGAAGGAAGCAUUUUUUUCUGAGGUCAGGCAAGCUGUUUUAGGGGCCCAUGGGCCUGCUGCACAACGAUCUGGUAUAGCGUUACUAGAGGCGUUGGUUUCCGAGUUCGCUCCUUCCACUGCCAGCGCAAUGGGCUUACCCGCAGAAGUGCACGAACAUUGUCGGGCCUCUCUGGAACUAGAUUAUUUACAUGUAUUCUACACGUGGGCUCAAGAAGCUGCAGUAACAUCUGCCGAAAGGGCUCUACAAGGAGUUGGGGGUGCAAUGGAUAUUAAUGUCUGUGCAUCAGCAUUAAGGCUUAUGUCUCAACUUUUAAACUGGGAAUUCCAAGGCACAAAUUGGGUUCGUAGUAUUAACGGUUCCGUUGUCAUGGGGAAAAGUAAAACGAAUGCUUUUAUAUCUUCAAUAGGGCGAGACACAAAUAUUUCCAAUCGUCCUGGUGAUCAUGCGUCCUUGGUCCAGCCAGGGCCAGUUUGGCAUGAUGUUUUGUUGGAAGCUAAUCGGGUGAAUUGGAUCUUGGAGCUUUAUUCACAUAUUCGCCAAAGACAAUUUGGUGGACCUUCAUGGCUGGAUUCACCUCUUGCGGUUUCCGCUCGCCAGCUCAUUGUUCAGUUAUGCUCCUUAAAUGGGAGCAUCUUUUCACCUGAUGGGUUCGUAACACAAGAGCUUCAUCUCCAACGUCUAAUGACAGGAAUUACGUCUUGGUUAGAUCCACCUGAAGCUGUUGUCAGGGCUCUGUUAGCAGGUUCAACUUCUGAAAGUGAACUGUUGGAUGGAUGUCGGGCUCUUGUGGCUGUUGCCAGUGUAAACUCUCCAUCGGCAUUCGAUCAACUUCUCAAACCUGUAUCUAGAUCAUCAGGUACUUUGAGCCUGUUAGCUUCCCUUACGCGAGAGGUUAUCAAGGCCCGUGAGCAGAAUGGUAAAGAAGAGGAUACAUGGGCUGCAGAAGCUCUCGAUACUCUUUUAGAUACCUGGACUGUUCUCCUACAACCUGCAGAUUUCAGUAAGAGGAUACCAUUCCCCUCCACCGGUGUCGAGGCAGCUGCUGCAGUUUUCCAAGCUUACGUGGAAACUGAAGUGAGAGCUGCUGCAGCGUCAGCAAAUGAUGAAGAUGAUGCUGCUGAACUACUCCGUGCUAGCAUUGCAGCAAGAGACGAGCAUUUGAGUGCGGUAGCAUUGGUGGCUCGGGCAGCUCCUUUGUCAACUGUUCCAUAUCUUGCAAGGCUUAUCACUGAACGCUGCGCUUGGCUACAUCAAUGCGCAGGCGGAAGAAAUGAUCCUACAACAGUAUUGGAGGAGCUACAUUGGCUUUUGUUAAUGUCAGGACAUGUUCUUGCGGAUUGUGGGGAUGGUGAAACACCUCUGGUCCCAGAGUCCAUAUCAGCGCUGAGUGUGAGCACAGCAGAGGCUGCUAAUCAUCCAGCUGUGUUACUUUCUCGAUCCGUCAUUGAAUUGGCACGCCAGAGCCUGAAUAUAGCUUUUCGAACGGAGUUCUUCAGUUCGCGUCUGAUGGAGGCUGUCGUGUGGUUUUUUGGGAGAUGGGUGGACACAUACUUAAUGCCAGCCGACGCAGGGCGAGGACCCAACUCUACUCCUUCGAGCAACGAAGGCGACCAACAGCAGAUGUCUGGCAUAGCCGGUCCACAACUUCAUCCCCUAGUCAUGGCAUUUGGAGAGGAAGGGGGUGGUAAAAUUGUGCUGGAUGUACUUGUAAGGGUAGCUGUAGCCGCGCUCACAGCGUGGCCUGGUGAACGAACAUUGCAGGAACUUGCGGGAUUCCAGCUCCUUCCGUCCCUGGUCCGGAGACGCAACAUUUGUGUUCAUUUAGUCACUCUGGAACCUUGGCAGGAGUUGGCUCAGGCUUUUGCAUACCAACAACCUCCUCUUUCACUGCUUGCGUCUUCAAUUCAGCGUGCAUUGUCAGAGGCCCUCUGUCGAUCAGCAGCUGGUAUGGGCAGCGGCGAUGCAACCAAUCAGUACGUCAGGGAUUUGUUGGGUCCAAUAACCAAUACUUUGUCUUCUCUUUCAAAACAUGAUGAUCUGCAAGCCUUUGCACAGCAGGCUGAUGUCAUCAUGCAGGUGAGUUGUCUAAUUGAAAGAUUAAGAGGGGCAGCAAGAGCUACAUUGCCACGAAGUCAAAAAGCAAUUUUCGAUGUAGGGGCUGCAGUUAUGGAGCCAUUGUUGGUAUUGGUGCAAACCUACAAACACCAGUCUUCUGUGAUCUACUUGGUGCUCAAAUAUGUCGUCGAUUGGGUGGACGGUCAAGUAGCAUUUCUGGAGGCUAAGGACACAGCCAUCCUUUUCAGCUUUUGUGUACGGCUGCUUGAGAUAUAUUCUGCUCAUAAUAUUGGGAAAGUAUCUAUAAGCGCGUCAACGAACUUGUUGAGUGAGAGCCAAACUGAAAAGUACAAGGACCUGCGGGCUUUACUUCAGCUCUUGACCAAUUUGAGCUCGAAGGACCUUAUUGAUUUCGCGUGUGAUGUCAAUGGCGAAGUAGAAAAUCCUGAUGUUGCACAAGUUGUUUACUUGGGUUUGCAUAUUAUUACACCACUUAUGACAAUUGAUCUUCUCAAAUACCCGAAAUUGUGCCGCCAGUAUUUCACCUUAUUGGCUCAUAUGUUGGAAGUUUAUCCUGAGAAAGUCGCAAAGCUAUCACCUGAAGGAUUUUCCAGGAUUGCGAGUACUCUGGACUUUGGUUUGCGGCAUCAGGACGUGGAGGUUGUGAGCAUGUCGUUCACAGCAUUGAAUGCUGUAGCAUUUUAUCAUUAUCAGGCAAUUUGUAGAGGCCAAGAGGGUCUUGGUGUACAUGCACUUAGUAUCCAAAACGCUCAUGGAGUGGUGAAGGAAGGGGUAUUGGAUCAUUUUCUCAGAUCAGUCAUCCAAUUCCUUCUGUUUGAUGACUACAGUAAUGAGCUUGUGGAGCCAGCCGCAGAUGCUCUUCUGCCCCUGGUCUUGUGCAAUACUGCUUUGUAUCAGAGAUUAGCACUGGAACUACUUGAGGGACAGAAUAACGCGCUUUUGCAAAGUCGGCUUGCCACAGCUUUCCACGUUCUUUUAAACGCAAAUCAAGUGACAUCCUCACUGGAUCGUCAGAAUCGUCGAAAAUUUAGGGAGAACCUGUAUUCAUUUUUGUCUGAUGUGCGUGGAUUCUUACGGACCAGGUGAUUGGCGUGUACAAUCAAGGGCGCCUGAGCAGGCUUUCUUUAUUCUUUUUGUAGCUACUGCACUUGGGGUCAUACUUAUUCAGAACUUCUGAGCCAAUAAAACUUGUACACUACAUGAGGCGAGCAGAGGAUAUGUAAGUGUGAGGUUUUGGUCUUGAUCCUUGUAUUUGGAUACCGUAGAAUCUGACUAGAUCAAUGUGUUGAAGCAUACCAAGCUCUGUGUUGUGUGAACACGUGUGUCCAAUUAUCACAGUUGGAAAUGUAUUAGUGGAGAAUGCUCAAAAGAUAAAUGAAAAUCAGUUUUGUCUAUUUUCCUAUACCGUA
Messenger RNA from Physcomitrium patens, 4499 nucleotides. RefSeq lists its product as uncharacterized. Gene Ontology annotation, cellular component: nuclear pore; cytoplasm. Gene Ontology annotation, molecular function: nuclear export signal receptor activity; small GTPase binding. The record is from RefSeq and is a predicted model, not a curated record. NCBI's taxonomy places the organism in Eukaryota, Viridiplantae, Streptophyta, Bryopsida, Funariales, Funariaceae. Gene Ontology annotation, biological process: protein export from nucleus.